This is a messenger RNA of Verticillium nonalfalfae, 1461 nucleotides long. It is a transcript of the gene ALG2, whose product is annotated as Alpha-1,3-mannosyltransferase-like protein. Gene Ontology annotation, molecular function: alpha-1,3-mannosyltransferase activity; GDP-Man:Man(1)GlcNAc(2)-PP-Dol alpha-1,3-mannosyltransferase activity. The transcript has a single exon. Bases 1 to 1461 code for a protein of 486 amino acids. Lineage: Eukaryota; Fungi; Ascomycota; Sordariomycetes; Glomerellales; Plectosphaerellaceae. The record is from RefSeq and is a predicted model, not a curated record.
AUGUCUGUGCGGCCACCUCCCAAGAAGAAGUCGGUCGUCUUCUUCCACCCUGACCUGGGCAUCGGCGGUGCCGAGCGCCUAGUCGUUGACGCUGCCAUUGGCCUUCAAAACCGCGGCCACAAGGUGACCAUCUUCACGAGUCACUGCGACCCCAAGCACUGCUUUGAAGAGGCCCGCAAUGGCACUCUUGACGUCCGCGUCCGUGGUAGCUGGCCUGUUCCGCCGCACAUCUUCGACCGCCUCACCAUCCUCUGCGCCGUCCUGCGCCAGCUCCACCUCAUCUGGCAGGUCUAUCUCACCGGUGAGCUCGGUCGCCUGCGGCCCACAAACUUCUUCGCCGACCAGCUGAGCGCUGGCUUGCCGCUCCUGCAGUGGCUCUAUCCCGACACCCCCAUCUUCUUCUACUGCCACUUCCCCGACCUGCUGCUCGCCCGCGGCCGCGACAACUUCCUCAAGCGCGCCUACCGCGUGCCCUUUGACCUCCUCGAACAGUGGUCCAUGGGCUUCGCCGCCGUCAUCGCCGUCAACUCAUCCUUCACCAAGAAGGUUGCCGCCGACACCUGGCCCAGCCUGGCCAAGCGCAAGGACUUCAAGGUCCUCUACCCUUGUAUCGAGCUUGAACCUACGCCCCCGAAGCCCGCCGACGCCUCUCCCGAGACGAAAACCUCUGAGAAGAUGACCGAGGUAGCCGCCGACGACGCCGUCUGGUCCGACGAGAAUAUCAUCCUGAGCAUCAAUCGCUUCGAGCGCAAAAAGGACGUCGCCCUCGCCAUCCGCGCCUUCGCAGGCCUUUCUCCCUCAGCCCGCAAGAACGUCCGCCUCGUCAUCGCAGGCGGCUACGACCUUCGCUCUGCGGAGAACUACGAAUACCACCGCGAGCUCGUCGCCCUCGCCAAGUCUCUCGGCCUGGAGUCGGUUACGGCCAAGAACGUCAUCUCGGCCCUUGCCGUCUCUCCCCAGAUCCCAGUGCUCUUCCUCUUAUCUGUGCCCUCGGCGUUCAAAGACUCGCUCCUUCGCUCCGCUCGUCUGCUCGUCUACACCCCUGCCAACGAGCACUUUGGCAUCGUGCCCCUCGAGGCCAUGCGCGCCUGCGUGCCCGUCCUCGCCGCGAAUACGGGCGGGCCUGUGGAGACAGUCGUCGAUGGCCAGACAGGCUGGCUCCGCGACCCCGAAGACGUCCAGGCCUGGACAACAGUGAUGCAGUCCGUCCUCGUGCCCGGCGCCGACGCCGACAUGAAGCGCAUGGGUGCCGCCGGCGCCGAGCGCGUCCGCGCCGAGUUCGGCCAGGAGAAGAUGGCAGAGAGCCUCGAGGCGCUGCUGACAGGUGUCAAGGCCGUGCUCAUGGUCGAGUACCGCGCCGCCAUUUUCAUUUUCUGCGCCUGCGCCAUCGUGCCCUUGUUCGGACGGAUGAUCCACUAUAACUUUGCAACGCCGGAACAUGGUGGGCGGCCACGGCCCUGA